Apodemus sylvaticus (European woodmouse) is the source of this 1716-nucleotide messenger RNA. RefSeq names its product small nuclear ribonucleoprotein U1 subunit 70 (gene Snrnp70). The transcript is spliced from 10 exons. Bases 234 to 1583 code for a protein of 449 amino acids. NCBI's taxonomy places the organism in Eukaryota, Metazoa, Chordata, Mammalia, Rodentia, Muridae. Gene Ontology annotation, molecular function: mRNA binding; U1 snRNA binding. Gene Ontology annotation, cellular component: precatalytic spliceosome; U1 snRNP; U2-type prespliceosome. The record is from RefSeq and is a predicted model, not a curated record. Gene Ontology annotation, biological process: mRNA splicing, via spliceosome.
AGUGCGAAAGGCGGAGGGAUUCUAGUCGCAUUCACGCCGAGUUCUAGUCGCGAGCUGAGGCCGCGCGGGUUGCGAGGAGAGGCCUGGUUUGCGCGCGCUGCGCGGACCACAGAGGAUACCUGACGCGGUCACCGCCGAAGUGGAAGCCAGAGUGGGAGUUUUUGUUCGUGAAGGGCGGCCGCGAGGCCUGAGACUAACGUCAGGCCGAGGAGAGCGCCGCGCGAUUUGGCAAGAUGACACAGUUUCUGCCUCCCAACCUUCUGGCCCUUUUUGCACCCCGAGACCCCAUCCCAUACCUGCCACCCCUGGAAAAACUUCCACAUGAAAAACACCAUAACCAACCUUACUGUGGCAUUGCACCAUACAUCCGAGAGUUUGAGGAUCCUCGAGAUGCUCCUCCUCCAACAAGGGCAGAAACCCGGGAAGAGCGCAUGGAGAGAAAGAGACGGGAAAAAAUUGAACGGCGACAGCAGGAAGUGGAGACAGAGCUGAAAAUGUGGGACCCUCACAAUGAUCCCAAUGCCCAGGGCGAUGCCUUCAAGACUCUGUUUGUGGCAAGAGUGAACUAUGACACAACAGAAUCUAAGCUUCGGAGAGAGUUUGAGGUGUAUGGACCCAUCAAAAGAAUCCACAUGGUAUACAGUAAACGCUCUGGAAAACCCCGUGGUUAUGCCUUCAUCGAGUAUGAGCAUGAACGAGACAUGCACUCCGCUUACAAGCACGCAGACGGCAAGAAGAUAGAUGGCAGGAGGGUCCUCGUGGAUGUGGAGAGGGGCCGGACUGUGAAGGGCUGGAGGCCCCGGCGGCUAGGAGGUGGCCUUGGUGGUACCAGAAGAGGUGGGGCAGAUGUGAAUAUCAGGCAUUCAGGCCGAGAUGAUACUUCCCGAUACGAUGAGAGGCCGGGCCCCUCCCCGCUUCCACACAGAGACCGGGACCGGGACCGCGAGCGGGAGCGCAGAGAAAGAAGCCGAGAGCGAGACAAGGAGAGAGAAAGGAGACGCUCCCGCUCCCGGGACCGGAGGAGGCGCUCCCGGAGUCGAGACAAGGAUGAGCGGCGCCGGUCCAGGGAGAGGAGCAAGGACAAGGACCGAGACCGAAAGCGACGAAGCAGUCGGAGCCGAGAGCGAGCACGCAGGGAAAGGGAGCGGAAAGAAGAGCUUCGAGGUGGUGGUGGUGGAGGAGGAGGUGGCGGUGGAGGUGGCGGCGGUGACAUGGCUGAGCCCUCUGAAGCUGGUGAUGGAGCUCCUGAUGAUGGGCCUCCUGGAGAGCUUGGCCCUGAGGGCCCUGAUGGCCCAGAGGAGAAGGGCCGAGAUCGAGACCGGGAGAGGCGUCGGAGUCACCGCAGUGAGAGGGAACGUCGUCGGGACCGAGACCGGGACCGGGAUCGAGAGCACAAGCGUGGGGAACGGGGCAGUGAGCGGGGCAGGGAUGAGGCCCGGGGUGGGGGCGGCGGCGGCGGUGGUCAGGACAAUGGGCUGGAAGGGCUAGGUAGUGAUGGUCGGGACAUGUACAUGGAGGCGGAGGGCGGGGACGGGUACGUGGCCCCAGAGAACGGGUAUCUGAUGGAGGCAGCACCUGAGUGAAGAGGUCUGUGUUGUGGACACGCUCCUACCUUGCAGUCUGCCUUCCUAGCCUUUCCACCUUGGCUUGCCCUCUGAGGGUAGAGGUUUUUUUGUUCCAGUCUCUUGGAUUUAAAAAUAAAAUUAAUUUCCUGUU